Molecule: messenger RNA, 3984 nt
Organism: Psammomys obesus (fat sand rat)
Lineage: Eukaryota; Metazoa; Chordata; Mammalia; Rodentia; Muridae
Gene: L3mbtl1
Product: L3MBTL histone methyl-lysine binding protein 1
Exons: 22
Coding region: 48-2549 (833 amino acids)
Biological process (GO): regulation of DNA-templated transcription
Cellular component (GO): nucleus
Molecular function (GO): protein binding; zinc ion binding
Source: RefSeq, a predicted model, not a curated record
AGUGGCUGGGUGCGGGCGGCACCCGCUAGUCUUACAGACCCAUUUGGAUGGAGGGGUACAGUGACAUGGAGAUACUAAGGACACUGAAAGGGCCUUCCGCAGGGGAAGUCAAUGUGCACCUGGUGGCCAGAGACAGCCCAGCUUCCCGUCCUCACCUGCCUGCAACUGCCUUCAUUAUUCCUACCAAUGCAGCUACCCUUGGUCUGCCCAGCACUGCCCUGAAUGUGUCGUACUCCCGUGAGCCAAUCCACGUGGGCGCCCUGGAGCGGGUGGCUGGCGGCGAACCAGUCACAGCCACCAUUUUGCCGCAGCUAAGCACCGGACCGGGGACCAAUAGCACAGUCAGGCUUCUGGACUGGACAGGGGUUUCCCCAUCUCCAGCUGGGAGUGGCCUGCGGUUCCGGAUAAGCGAGUACGCACCACUCAACAUGAUAGGACUGGAGCGACCACAGAGCCCGGAGCGCCGGCAAGAAGGCCUGGUCCAACAUGAAGGUGGCCCGGUUGGAGGUGACGCGGGCACCCAGGACCCAGAUGUCCACCAGGACCCUCAAGAAGUCACCUCUCAGGAACCCCCAGAAGACGCAAGUUCCUGCAACUGCCAGGCUUGUGGGCCUCAGCAAAACAUUGGCCCAGAUCUUGGUUCUUCAGGCGACCAUUGCACUCAACCUUUCCAGAAGCAGUCAGUCAUUGUGGAGAACUCAAGCUGUACCGUCGCUUCUGAACUCCUAAAACCCAUGAAAAAGAGGAAACAUAAGGAGUACCAGAGCCCAUCAGAGGAGUCAGAGCCGGAGGCCAUGAAGCAAGAAGAAAGAAAAGAUGCAGAGAGAGAGCCAACCGCCAGCACCCCAGAGAGUGAAGAGUGGGGCAGAAGCCAGCCGGUGUCCAGCGAGAAGAAGGAGGGCUGGUCCUGGGAGUCCUACCUGGAGGAGCAGAAGGCCAUCAGUGCCCCAGUCAGCCUCUUCCAUGACUCCCAGGCAGUCACCCACAACAAGAAUGGCUUCAAACUGGGCAUGAAGCUGGAAGGCAUUGACCCCCAACACCCGUCCAUGUACUUCAUCCUCACUGUGGCUGAGGUGUGUGGCUACCGCCUGCGCCUGCACUUUGAUGGGUAUGCUGAGUGCCAUGACUUCUGGGUCAAUGCCAACUCCCCUGACAUUCAUCCUGCUGGCUGGUGCGAGAAGACAGGACACAAGCUGCAGCCUCCCAAAGGUUACAAGGAAGAGGAGUUCAGCUGGAGCCAGUACCUGCGCAGUACAAGAGCUCAGGCAGCCCCCAAGCACCUGUUUGUAAGCCAGAGCCACAGUCCUCCACCUGUGGGCUUCCAGGUGGGCAUGAAGCUGGAGGCUGUGGACCGCAUGAACCCAUCCCUCGUCUGUGUGGCCAGUGUGACUGACGUGGUGGACAGUCGCUUCCUGGUGCACUUUGACAACUGGGACGAUACUUAUGACUACUGGUGUGAUCCCAGCAGCCCAUACAUCCACCCGGUAGGCUGGUGCCAGAAGCAAGGAAAGCCCCUCACCCCUCCACAAGACUAUCCAGACCCUGACAGCUUCUGCUGGGAGAAAUAUCUAGAAGAAACUGGGACCUCAGCUGUGCCCACUUGGGCCUUCAAAGUGCGACUCCCCCACAGCUUCCUGGUCAACAUGAAGCUGGAGGCUGUAGACCGCCGGAACCCAGCACUGAUUCGGGUAGCCAGCGUGGAAGAUGUGGAGGACCAUCGGAUAAAGCUCCGCUUUGAUGGCUGGAGUCACAACUAUGACCUCUGGAUCGAUGCGGAUCACCCGGACAUCCACCCUGCAGGCUGGUGCUUCAAGACAGGACAUCCCCUGGAGCCUCCUCUCCGGUCCAGAGAGUCCAGCUCUGCCUCACCUGGGAGCUGCCCCUCUCUCAGCCACAGGAGCCCACCCCACACAAAGACCUCCAAAUAUAGUUUUCACCACCGGAAGUGCCCCACUCCUGGCUGUGAUGGCUCCGGCCACGUCACAGGCAAGUUCACAGCUCACCAUUGCCUCUCUGGCUGCCCAUUGGCCGAGAGGAACCAGAGCCGGCUGAAAGCAGGGGAGCUGUCCGACUCGGAGACCGCAGCCAGGAAGAAGAACCUGUCUAAUUUGUCCCCAAGGAAAAAGCCUCGCCAUCAUGGCCGGAUUGGACGCCCUCCAAAGUAUCGCAAGACUCCACAAGAAGAUUUCCAAGCCCUCCCUCCCAGUGUGGUGCACCAGUCCCUCUUCAUGUCUACCUUGUCGACACACCCUGACCGCUCAUUCUCUGUGUGCUGGGAGCAGCACUGCAAGCUCUUGCCGGGAGUGGCGGGCAUCUCAGCCUCCACGGUCUCCAAGUGGACCAUUGAGGAGGUUUUCGGCUUCGUUCAGACCUUGACGGGCUCUGAGGACCAAGCACGCCUCUUCAAAGAUGAGAUGAUUGACGGCGAGGCCUUCCUUUUGCUGACACAGGCGGACAUUGUGAAGAUCAUGAGUGUCAAGCUUGGCCCAGCCUUGAAGAUCUAUAACGCCAUUCUCAUGUUCAAAAACACUGACGACACCUUUAAGUGAUGGGCCCUCCUCCCACACUUGCUGGGCCCCCUCUGCAGAGGUGCUUUUCUCCUGACUUGAGUUCUGUACCCCUGUCCUCACUGUCUGACUAGGCUGGCCCUUCCCAGAAGGAGUCUGGGAGCAGAGGAGGCUGGGGGUGGGGGUCUUGGCCCUCAGUCCUGGAGUUCAUUUGUCUCCAGUUGCCCCAGUGAGGGUGUGACUAAACUGAGGCCUGGCUGAUAGGAAAGACUGCAGGUAUCCUGGCUAUGGCAGCCUGCAUCUUCAGCCACCUUGGUUACUGUCUUAGGAAUUAGGAGGAGCCGGUACAGUGGGCAUCCUCUACUCAGAGCUGUGUUCUUUUUAGCAUCUCUGUAUGCUUUUUUCUCUUUGGUGCCUCUCCUGCUGAGAAGUGACCAUGACCUUGGCAUAUAUAUUUACACUUAAAAGGUGCCACCUCACUCUCUGCUGUUGGCUGUAUACCUUUGUUCUGCUGCCCAGUUCCUGAGCAGCACCCCCGACCCCCAUCAUGGUCCAGCCAGGCCCCGUGGCUCUUCUCCCGUAGUUGUGUAAGUCUCAGAAAUAUGGGAGCUUCCUUCUAGGAGCCUCUGGCUGUCUUUCCCCUUUUGCCUCUAGCCAGAGAUGCAGAGCCAAGGCACCUUCCAGAAUAUGUUCAGUUCAGGACCACUCAGCAUUGAAGUGGCCAGUACCAGGGUUUAGUUCCAGCAGAGCAAGCAGUUGGAUAGAGCCCAUGUUAUAACAAGCAGGAUUCAGGCUCCCUGAUGCCACCUUCACAUCCUUGUUGGGUGUGGGAAAGAUGAAGUCUGGCCCAAGAGGCAGUACAGGCUAGGCUGUCAUACACCUUGGAGACUUUGGCCUGAAGGGUAGCUCCAGAGAACAUGGUGGCUGCAGCGUUCUAUCUGUAUCUGUGGAUCUCAGCCAAGAUAUUGCACACGUGAGUGAGAGGCCCCGGCCAGCCCAGCCUCCUGCCAGGAGAGGGUAGCACUGUCCAGCACACAACCCCUGUGACAUCGCAUUCACUCUGUCCCUUAAACAUUUCUCAUUUUGCUCUUGAGUCUAACGAAGGCCACUCACAGUAGAGAGUUGGGAAGGUUCCCUGUCCCUCCUUUAGACUCUCUGAGCUCUCGUGCCCUUCUUGACACUUUCCAACAGUCGUUCACUGCCACCUAGGUCCCUGCUGGGGCCUGGGCCUGGACCUUUCCCAUCUAAGUGGAGGUUCAGCCUCCAUUCAAUUACUGCCAAACAUGACUCCCAGCCUAUGCAGGGAGCACCGGAACCUAGCAGGAGCCACCCAGCCCAUAGGUGGAAGCCAGUGCCAAGCUUCAUCUGGUGCUGAGGUGGACCUGCAGGCUGAAGAGCAGGGCCAUACCCCAGUCCAGUAUACUUGUAAGUCAUGUGUAUGGUGUGUGUGUGUGUGUGUGUGUGUGUGUGUGUGUGU